AUGAAUACAGGAUACCGGGAUACAGGAUACAGGAGUUACAGGUACAGGGUACAGGAAUACAGGAUACAGGGGAAAUGGGUACAUGAAUACAGGAUACAUGAUACAGGGAUACAAGGAUACAGGGAUACAGGAUACAGGGAGUACAGGUACAGGGUACAGGAAUACAGGAUACAGGGGAAAUGGGUACAUGAAUACAGGAUACAUGAUACAGGGAUACAAGGAUACAGGGAUACAGGAUACAGGAGUACAGGUACAGGGUACAGGAAUACAGGAUACAGGGGAAAUGGGUACAUGAAUACAGGAUACAUGAUACAGGGAUACAAGGAUACAGGGAUACAGGAUACAGGAGUACAGGUACAGGGUACAGGAAUACAGGAUACAGGGGAAAUGGGUACAUGA
Molecule: messenger RNA, 399 nt
Organism: Homalodisca vitripennis (glassy-winged sharpshooter)
Lineage: Eukaryota; Metazoa; Arthropoda; Insecta; Hemiptera; Cicadellidae
Exons: 1
Coding region: 1-399 (132 amino acids)
Source: RefSeq, a predicted model, not a curated record